Messenger RNA from Aethina tumida (small hive beetle), 444 nucleotides. RefSeq names its product mitochondrial translation release factor in rescue-like. Gene Ontology annotation, cellular component: mitochondrion. The record is from RefSeq and is a predicted model, not a curated record. The coding region runs from base 16 to 432 and encodes 138 amino acids. The transcript is spliced from 2 exons. Gene Ontology annotation, biological process: translational termination. Gene Ontology annotation, molecular function: translation release factor activity. NCBI's taxonomy places the organism in Eukaryota, Metazoa, Arthropoda, Insecta, Coleoptera, Nitidulidae.
GUAAAAAUGUAAAAGAUGUUAUGGUUAACCGCGACGAAAAACUGUUUGCGUUUCUCACAACUGUUAUCUCGUCACAAAUGCACAAUUGAUUAUUCAAAGGUGCCUAAAAUCGAGGAAAAAGACUUGGUUGAGAGGUUCAUCAGAGGAUCAGGACCUGGCGGUUCAGCCACCAACAAAAACUCCAAUUGCGCCUUCGUUAAGCACAUACCGACCGGAGUGUCGGUGAAGUGUCACGAAUCCAGGUCGCUGGACGAGAACAGGAAACGGGCACGGCAAGCUCUGAUCAACAAACUGGACGAGCUGAUCAACAAAUCGGACAGCGUCGCGGCGCAAAAGAAGCGCAUAGAGGACAAGCAAAAAUUGGCGCGCAAACAGAAGCGCGACAAGUUGCGUAAGCUCAAACUCGAGUGGAUGAACCGUGAAAAUAUAUAAAGAAAUAUACUU